Messenger RNA from Sinocyclocheilus anshuiensis, 450 nucleotides. RefSeq names its product SRSF protein kinase 2-like. Bases 199 to 450 code for a protein of 83 amino acids. Lineage: Eukaryota; Metazoa; Chordata; Actinopteri; Cypriniformes; Cyprinidae. The transcript has 6 exons. The record is from RefSeq and is a predicted model, not a curated record.
GAGAGAGAGAGAGAGUGUAUCAUUAAAAGUUAGACUUGAAAGAUGUCUGUGAAUAAAGUCAGCCGCUCAAGAGCUCCCCCUGGAGUGUUAUUUUCUGCUAAAAUAUAGGAAUCCUUAGCAGUUUCUAAAACAUGGCUAUUCACAGUUUUAUCCAGGAGAGGGCGACUGAGAAGCCAAGUGAAGUCACGCCCACACCGCAUGAAUGACACGACAGAGAUGCAUCCGCCGGACAGUGGCGUGGACAGCCCUGGGUUCAGUGAUACAGCGACCACUGAACUAAUAAGCCGUACAGACAGUGAGCACACCUCCUCCGCUGACGAGUGGGUCCAGCAGGGCCCCAAUCUUCCUCCUCUUUUCCCCCCUCAUCCUCCUCCACCUCCACCUCUUCCCAUUUUACCUCCUCAGGAGGAUCCAGAAGAUUAUUUUGCCGAUGAUGAAGAAGAUUUUUAA